UCAACUGCAAAACUCCCAAUAUCGAGCAAAAACCCUCCACCGCCUCAUCGCGAAGAAACAAAGAAAGCAAAAGCAAAAGCAAAGGCGAGGGUUAGAGCGAAAGCCAUGGACCCGUCGGCGAUGGAAUCGAUCGCAGGCCGACUCUCCGCCGUCGAAGGCCUCUACUUUCCGCGCUCCGUUGAGCUCACCGCCCCUCCUCCCUCCGACCGCAAAACCCUCCUCCUCGAUCUCCUUUGCCGCGACCCCUCCCUCUUCCUCGAGCGAUAUGGGUCCCACCUUACGGCCGACGAGCUUUUCCCCUUCGAAGCCCUAACUACCGACUACUCCGUCAAAUUCCACCUCUCACGACUUCAAUCCCUCCUGAAUCCGACCCUAGAAGACAGAAAGUCGCGAUCUUUUAGGGAGCGGGAGCCGUACUUGCAUUAUGAGAUUUUGGGGAGGUUUCAGGAUCCGAUGGGGAGAGUGAUGUCGAGGCCCGGGGAGCGGUGGUCGGAGACUUUGUUGAGACGGUGUGAGGAGGCGGAGAUUACGGAGAAGAUACGAGGGGAGCAGAAGAGGAGAGGGGUUGAUCGGAGGGAGUGGGUCGGGGGUGGCGAUGAGAUGGAGGAAGUGGAGAGCGAGGAGGAGGAGGAGGAGGAGGAGGAGAGUGAGGAGGAGAGCGAGGAGGAAGAAGAAGAUGGAUUGAAAUCAAAGGAGGAGCAUGAGGAUAAGGAACCUGAUGGCCGCCCCGUUGUUACGGCUGCAAAGCGUUUUGAGCCGUCGAUAUCUGCGGAGGAGAUGCAGGACCAGCUCGAUCAUUUCACUCACAUAAUGCAAGAGAAAUUUUUGGCAGGAGAAGACACCGAGCAUGUAGAUUAUUCAAAGAUCGAUGAUGAUGAGAGGCUCGAUGAUCAUUGGUUCAAGGAAGCUUGCCAGGAUGCAGAGGAGAAAUAUUUCGAUGAAGACUGAAAGUGCUUACCUAGUGUUGGUUCAUGAAAUAUUGCUGCCUUUUCUUUUAUCUAAUCCUUGUUGUUAGUAUCUGUACCUCAAAGUUUGACUUCACUUGCUGUACUGUAUAUGCUCUUGUCUGAUAUUGUACAUAUCAAGGAAGGUUAGAAGAAGGUUUUAGAUGAGAAUCGGCGUGCACAAAUUUUGUCA
Molecule: messenger RNA, 1137 nt
Organism: Asparagus officinalis (garden asparagus)
Lineage: Eukaryota; Viridiplantae; Streptophyta; Magnoliopsida; Asparagales; Asparagaceae
Product: coiled-coil domain-containing protein 97
Exons: 2
Coding region: 106-948 (280 amino acids)
Source: RefSeq, a predicted model, not a curated record